UGGAGGCAGCCAUUCUCCCGGAAGUGCAGCUGGAAUCUUCCUCUAGAAACUCAUAACAGCAGACCACAACAACAGGUUAUAAGAUGAGCUGCCAAAUAACGUGUGUUUCAUGGGUGCAGCGAGGAGUCGCCAAGGAAGUCCCUGACAAGGUUGAGCUUAGCAAGGAAGAGUUGAAUAAACUCAUCACUGAAGCUAAAGAACAACUUGAGGAAGAAGUUAAUGAUAGUGAAGAUGGCGGUGACCAAGACAUGGACGGGGAAGAAAAAGAGUCAGAUGAAAACCCCCCAGAAGCUGGAGAUCAGGAAGAAAGCCUUUCAACACUUACUCGAGAUGAACUUGCGGAAUAUGAUUUGGAUAAUUAUGACAACGAUGAUGAAACCCAGAUUGGAAACCUCGGUGACAGCUUGGCUGGUCUGGCUGUAUAUAGCAGCAAUGAAAAUGAUGCCUAUAUCACCCUAAAAGACACAGAGCAAUACGAGACAGAGGAUUUUGAAAUUAAAUCCACUGACAAUCUUUUGAUUUGUGGCCGUGCAGAAGAGGACCAGUGUAGUCUUGAAAUUCACGUGUACAACCAUGAAGAGGAUUCUUUCUAUGUUCAUCAUGACAUUCUUCUACCUGCGUAUCCCCUCUGUUCUGAAUGGCUCAAUUUUGAUCCAAGUCCAGAAGAGUCUGUAGGAAAUUAUGUUGCAGUUGGCAACAUGACCCCAGUGAUUGACAUAUGGGAUCUCGAUCUGGUAGAUUGCUUAGAGCCUGUCUUUUCACUUGGAAGUAAACAAAAUAAAAAGAAGAAAAAGAAAGGAAAGAAGGGUGCGUCAUCAGAAGAAUCCCAUGAAGGACACACUGAUGCCGUGCUAGACCUCUCCUGGAAUAGGCAUAUCAGAAAUGUGCUGGGCAGUGCAUCUGCAGACAAUACAGUAAUUCUUUGGGAUAUGGCCGUGGGUAAACAAGCUGCCAGCCUAACGCUCCACACAGACAAGGUCCAGACUUUACAGUUCCACCCAUUUGAACCACAAACCCUAAUAUCUGGAUCAUAUGACAAAUCCGCAAUAUUGUACGACUGUAGAAGCCCUCAGGAGAGUCACAGAACAUGGCGGUUUAGUGGACAGGUUGAAAGGGUAACUUGGAACCAUUUCUCCCCAGGAAAUUUCUUAGCAAGUACAGAAGAUGGCUUUGUGUACUGUUUAGAUGCCCGUUCAGACAAGCCAAUUUUUACACUUAAGGCUCACGAUGGAGAAGUGUCUGGUCUUGAGUUAAGUAGCCAAGUAAAAGGAUGCCUUGUCACAUCAUCUGCUGAUAAAUAUGUGAAGAUUUGGGAUAUAUUACUUGAUAAGCCAAGUCUUGUUCAUUCCAAAGACAUGAAAAUGGGGGUCCUAUUCUGCAUAGAGUGUUGUCCAGAUUUUCCCUUCAUUUAUGCAUUUGGUGGCCAAAAAGAUGGACUGAGAGUAUGGGACAUAAGCAGCAUCUCCGCAGUGAAAGAAGCCUUUGGAGGUAGAGAGAGACUGAUGGUUUCCACGUUGUCUAAUUCAUCAUCCAGCGACGCCACAGGAAGCAGCAGCGGCACCACCACCGAUACAAUGAACUCUUAAAACCGGAGAGAUUUGUUGUGUUCUCUCUUUAUUCUCGAUCAUAAGGCAAGCUGCUUGUACCCUUAGGGCACUAAAAGGGAAAUGUGGAUCUCAACAUCAGCUUGAUAUUUUCGUUAAUAUUUAUGGACGCCAAGACAGAAAAUUCCCCGGAUUAGUAGAUAUCCAUAUCCCGUUCAGUAACUAUUGCUCUGCACAUAUUAGAUGGCUAAUAUGAUAGUUUUAUAUAUAUAUAGACUGUUGCUGAUUUUCCCUUUAAUAUUUUAUCGGAUUGAAUACCCCCAGCUGUGCUGUUAUUAGUCAGACAGGAGUUUGGAAUACUGAAUGGCACAGCAGACCAAACAUAGAAAACAUAAUGUGCAGAAAAGCUAUUGAGCUAAUUAUAAAUUGGAUUUCUAUUCCAACAAAGUGAAUCUCACCCUUUUUUUUUUUUCUUCAUUUUAUUUACAGCAUAAUGUAAAUCAAUCAUUUAUUAAUGAAGCCCAAACGAUUCUGUUGCAGAGUUUUUGUGGCCAUUUCCAAAUACUGGU
This is a messenger RNA of Pelobates fuscus (common spadefoot toad), 2113 nucleotides long. It is a transcript of the gene PWP1, whose product is annotated as PWP1 homolog, endonuclein. Bases 84 to 1586 code for a protein of 500 amino acids. Gene Ontology annotation, biological process: rRNA processing. Gene Ontology annotation, cellular component: nucleus. Gene Ontology annotation, molecular function: protein binding. The transcript is spliced from 15 exons. The record is from RefSeq and is a predicted model, not a curated record. Lineage: Eukaryota; Metazoa; Chordata; Amphibia; Anura; Pelobatidae.